AUGGAAGAGGGGGGGAGUAUUGAAAUUAAGCAGAAACCCAAGUCUUGUAACAUCAAACAAUCACCUAUGGACAUCCCACCUCCGUCUCUCCACCAUGCACCCCCCGACCGCGGCCUAGUCAUUGUCGAGGCGUUGGAGGAAGAUGAACCGAACAUGAACGUUAACGGCAACAAUGCCGACGAUCGCUAUCUCGAUUCGUUUCCUCCGGGAUUUCGAUUUUGUCCUCUCGACGAAGAGCUCGUUCUUCAUUACUUGAAGAACAAAGUCAUGGAUUUACCUCUGCCUCCGAACAGGAUCACGGAAGUUAAUUUAUAUAGUUAUAAUCCUGAAAAACUUGCAGAAAAACACAAGCAAUAUGGAGAAAAAGAAUGGUAUUUUUUCACUCCUAGAGAUAAAAAAUAUCGGAACGGAACACGACCUAAUCGUGCGGCCGAUAACGGAUACUGGAAGGCCACCGGUGCAGAUAAGGGAGUUCGAUCCGACGAUAAAAUAAUCGGCUACCGGAAGGCAUUGGUCUUUUACGAAGGAAGACCUCCCAAAGGUACAAAGACCUCUUGGAUAAUGCAUGAGUAUAGAGUUAACGAUCCUCCUUCGCCCAGUAAAGAAAGGGCAGGUUACAGUGCGAUGAGGCUGGAUGAUUGGGUUCUAUGCCGGAUCUACAAAAAACAGGAGAAACCAAGAAAAACACAAGCGAAAGACGAUGAGACGAACCUGUCGAUUCAGAAUCCUGAAGUUCCGAACGAAGAGAUGAUCGAUUCGGACGACGUUAUCGAUUACAACGAUUAUUUCAACACGGGAAGCUUCGUGAACCAAUCUUUGGCCGACGAAUCCUUUAGCGAUUUACAGAAUGUUUUCGACAGGCAGUUUUCGUCGCAGUUUCCGACGUGGUAUCUGAAUGACGAUGGGAUGGAGCAGCAAGAUCUUUGGAGCAGCGUUGGGAAUUUGGAACCACCUGUACCAUUGAAUAUGUAUGUUCAGCCAUUGGUGAAUUUGGAUUUGUCAGCUCAAAAUAAUCAUAUAUCAGAUGAAGAUGCUGAUUCUAAGAAUGUGGAUUGGAAUUAG
Hibiscus syriacus is the source of this 1062-nucleotide messenger RNA. Its product is annotated as NAC transcription factor 29-like. Gene Ontology annotation, biological process: regulation of DNA-templated transcription. The coding region runs from base 1 to 1062 and encodes 353 amino acids. Gene Ontology annotation, molecular function: DNA binding. Lineage: Eukaryota; Viridiplantae; Streptophyta; Magnoliopsida; Malvales; Malvaceae. The record is from RefSeq and is a predicted model, not a curated record. The transcript is spliced from 4 exons.